AUGAUCUGUGUAGCCCCAGCCAGUGCCAAUGCUGUCAGUGCCCAUCAAUGCCACCUGCCAGUGCCUAUCAGUGCCACAUCAAAGCCACAUAUCAGUGUCUACCAGUGCACAUCAAUGCCACAUAUCAGUGCCCAUCUGAGCUGCCUUUCAGUGUCACCUAUCAGUGCCAGUCAGUGCCACCUAUCAAUGCCAUCAGUGCCGCCUAUCAGUGCCACCUAUCAGUGCGCAUCAGUGCCACCUAUCAGUGUUGCCUAACAGUGCCAAUCAGUGCUGCCUAUCAGUGUCAGUCAGUGCUGCCUAUCAGUGCCACCUAUCAGUGC
Messenger RNA from Staurois parvus, 320 nucleotides. The record is from the annotation of a GenBank genome assembly. NCBI's taxonomy places the organism in Eukaryota, Metazoa, Chordata, Amphibia, Anura, Ranidae.